AUGAAUUCUGUAAUGAGAAGAGCAUUUUUUCCUAUUUAUAACAACACAUUUAAAUCAUCUUAUCGGCUUUUUGCUGACAAAUCGAUAAACGAUAAAAUUGAUACUAUCGUUAAAAAUAAUAAAGUGGUUGUUUUUAUGAAAGGAGUUCCUGAUGCUCCGCGAUGUGGUUUCAGCAACGCUGUGGUUCAGAUUAUGAGAAUGCAUGCCGUUCCUUAUGAGAGUUGUGACGUACUGGCUGAUGAAAAUAUCAGACAAGGAAUAAAAGAGUAUUCAAACUGGCCGACUAUACCCCAAGUAUUUAUCAAUGGUGAGUUUGUCGGUGGUUGUGACAUAAUGCUACAGAUGCAUCAAUCGGGGGAACUCGUUGAAGAAUUAAAGAAAGUUGGUAUCAAGAGCGCACUUCUCACAGCAGAGGAAGCUAAGAAAGAAAAUAGCAAGUAG
Molecule: messenger RNA, 441 nt
Organism: Danaus chrysippus (African queen)
Lineage: Eukaryota; Metazoa; Arthropoda; Insecta; Lepidoptera; Nymphalidae
Source: the annotation of a GenBank genome assembly